Molecule: messenger RNA, 3692 nt
Organism: Egretta garzetta (little egret)
Lineage: Eukaryota; Metazoa; Chordata; Aves; Pelecaniformes; Ardeidae
Gene: LEPROT
Product: leptin receptor overlapping transcript
Exons: 4
Coding region: 1-513 (170 amino acids)
Biological process (GO): late endosome to vacuole transport via multivesicular body sorting pathway; negative regulation of growth hormone receptor signaling pathway
Cellular component (GO): endosome
Source: RefSeq, a predicted model, not a curated record
AUGAGGUUAACGUCAUACCCCAGCUCACACGAUACGGGUGCUGUGCCUCGCCCAGUAUCCAUACUGUCUCUUGAAGGUGUCACUGAUGCCAUGUGGCGGCUCCCGCCUCACCGCCUGCCUUGUGCCGUUGCAGCUCUCGUGGCGCUGUCCUUCAGCGGAGCCAUCGGGCUGACGUUUCUCAUGCUGGGCUGUGCCCUGGAAUACUACGGUGUAUACUGGCCUCUGUUUGUCUUAAUAUUUUACUUCAUCUGCCCUAUUCCCCACUUCAUUGCAAAAAGAGUAAGUGAUGACAGUGAUGCAGCCAGCAGUGCCUGCAGGGAACUGGCAUAUUUCUUCACAACUGGAAUUGUUGUUUCUGCCUUUGGAUUUCCUAUAAUCCUUGCACGGGUUGAAGCGAUCAAAUGGGGAGCCUGUGGUCUGGUGCUGGCUGGCAAUGCAGUCAUUUUCCUUACUAUUUUAGGCUUUUUUCUUGUGUUUGGUAGAGGAGAUGACUUUAGCUGGGAACAGUGGUAGGACAUCGCUCUGAUGCUGGUAACCUUUUACAGCAUGUAUCACCAUAUGUAUUCUCUGUGUGUGUAUAUGUGUAUAUAUUAUAAGUGUGUGUGCACGCCGAGAUGUAUGUAUGUGUAUUUGCAUGUAGUUUUACGUUAUCGGAUCAUAACAUGCUUUUUUAAAAUGCAUUUCAGCCAAAGGGAGAAGGCCCUUGUGACAGCUGUCUUAAUGUAUUUAGUAAAAGCUGGAAUCACUGUUGCAAAUUUGUUCCCAAAUAAGUUUACAAAAUGUUUUACUCAUUUUUUUUCACUAUAUAUGCAUUAACUUUUGUUUUAAUCACAGUAGUGUCAUUGAUACACGUGAUAUUGGUCAGCAUGCUUUUUUUUUUUUUUAACCAUGUAAUCAAAAUAGGCUAAUAUAAAGAUUAUCCUACUUGGUAUUGUUCAAUUUGAUCAAUCUUUCUGCUUUGAUUAGGGAUGAAUGAGUACUUUUCAUUUGAGUAAUUGUAAUUUUAGUGUUUUUUCUUGAUAACAUAAAACCAAACAGGUUAUGCUAACUCUUUUACUACCUAAUGAAAGAGAAAGAAAAUAACACUGGCUAAAAAUCCUUCCUUCCACUUAUAUAGUUCAUUUAAAAAAUAAUCUACCCCCCACCUUCCUUUCCAAGAUACUCAGGCUUUGUCCCUAUUCAACUUAACAACUGUGGAUAUAUUUUGGGAAUAAUAUACUUUAAUGCCUCUUUAAUGCUUAGAGCUGACAUUACUUCUCUUAUGAAGGUUCACAAAAGAGGAAAGUAUGCUCAGGAUACUUGCAAUCACAAUGUAGUGUAUACAACUGUAUUCUUACAUGUGAAAUGCCCGAAUUGCAAAGAAGUGAGUGUUCUGCUGGGUAGGACUUGUUGUCUGUUCGGUUCUCAUUGCUUUUAAAAUACACUUAUUCAACUACUAUCUUUUUGUCUGUAAGAAGAGACUUUUAUCUUAAAACACUAUAUUUUUAGAUGGCAUUAAUCUAGUAAACAUUCACAUAAUCACACUUACAAAAGUAAACUUUAGUACCGUUUUGACUUGCUAAAUCCUGCAAAUUGUGGAGGCAUGUACUUUUGUAAAAAUGCAUUUUGUUACAAACCUAACUCCAGAAGACAUUUCAGUAAUCUGCAAAGGGGUAAAGGAAGAGACACCUUAAUUUAUUCUUUCAUAGAAAAAUGGACAUAAAGGGGUUUCUGUUCUGUGAAGGAAGAAGCUGAAUUCCUGCAUAGGGUAUGUUUUACUAUUGCAGGUUCUUUAGACUAGCAGAUUGCGAAUGAGUAUUUUAUAGUUGCAUGAGUUAGUUCACAGCUGACUGCUGUCACCCUGUAUAGCUAUGAGGGACAUUAUAUAAGGAGGUAAUAGAAUCUACCCUGCAAGAUGUGGCAGCUUCACCAAUGCAGUGUGCUUUGCCCCCUAAGUUGUAUGGAACUACUUAUGCUGCACUCCAAACUCUCUCAGUACUCGUGUACUGCAAAAUGGUGUCCUGUGGAUUGCUGUGCAGAGCAAAGCUUCAGAAACUAAUGAAUGUUACAUGAGCGCUCUGAUACUGGGUCUUUUGUUCAUGCUCAACGCCCUAGAAGAAGGGUACAGAAAUCAUUUUGUGGCCCAAGUAAGGGAAUAUCACCUAAGUAGGAAUGGAGUAUCAUGUUUCAGGAAGGUUAAUUACAUGUUUUAAAUUUAAACUUCACGUGUGUGUAAGGUCAGUGCUGAGGAAUGCUGAGUAGCUGUAUUUUAUACUGAAGUGUGUCUAGGUUGCCAUUCCCAUAAAAGAAGAAUUAACAUUAAAUGACAGGGGUUUUUCCUGGAUGUUCAUGCUUCAUCAAAGACAUAACAAGGAGUGUACUUGUAAAGAUGCUGUGCAUAAACAACUUCUCUUACAAUGUCUUCUUCCUGACUUAGGUGAAAUCUGUUGGACCCUACUGAUUUGUAAAGGACUACUGGGGAAAUUAUUUGUUCUAAUUAUGAAGCAGGUUGUUUAGAGUAAUCAUAGUUUCCAUGUGUAAGUCCUGCUUUGAUUUUUGAAGAAGUUGCUUUUUUUAUCCUAUACCAUGGCACUUUUCAUUCAAAUUGGUGAAGUAAAACAGCAAGAAUAAUACACAAUUUAAGUGCCUGAUCCUGUAAAUACCUGAAGUCAUUGCUAACAAUACUAUUGAAGUCCUGUUAGAGUACUGAUGUGCUUGCAGGGUUAGGUUCUUGAGUAUUGUUACUCCUUAGAAUUUAUGUACCAAAGGCUGCAGUAGAAUUCUACAAAACGACUCAAUUACUGAUGAAAUUUUGCUUUCAAGACAGUGGUGUGAAAACCAGCUGAGAUUAAUUUUUCUUUAAAUUAGAGAAUCAUUAUUGGUAGAAUCUGUUCUAAGUCUAUUGGUUAAUAGUGUGCUUGUGACAGAUUGGGAUACAGGCAGUAAACAUAUGACAAUCUAAAAUGAAAAGGAGGACUAGAAAGUACAGUCUUGAAGAGAGGUUGCUUCUUUGACAAAUUAUUCUGUUGUACUGUAUUUUUUUUUAUAUUACUGUGGUUGGUGGGUACCUCACCAAAUGGCAGGUAAAUGCUGAAUGAAGAAAGUCAAUGCUUUUUUUUCUUCUUUUCAAGCAGCUACAUGCACUAAUCUUUAAUGUGAACUGCGUGCAGUUUUCACCAUGGACUCUUAUUUCAAAACGUUUAACUUCAAAAAUUGUGUUUAACAGUGUCUAAAUCAUGGAAAUCUUCCUUGACCUCUUUAGAAGUAAAUCUGCUUGAAUGAGUCUUCGAUAUCAAACAGUCAGGGUAAAAAAAAAAAAAAAAAAAUUGAGUGCUUUUUUUAUCAAGAGCUUCACUCAUUCACACAAACCUGGUGCUUUGAUGGCCAGUACUGGGCAUACUGUCACUAUCUACCAGUAGCAAUUCACUGUGGUUUCUCUGAAAUUGUUUUCCUAUAUGAAAGUGAAUACUAUGUAUCCAAAGUGCCUUAAUUUCAAUACUACGCUGAUUUUGUGAGUGCAUAUACAUGGCAAUAUCGCUAUGUUUCAUAAUCAGGUGAAAAUCUGUUACUGCAUUUUAUAAAGCUUCCUUGUCAACUAAUCAUGUUUUCUGUAAUCCGGAAUGCAGUGCAGCUUUUGUAACUUUUGUAAACACUAUUUUUAUUUUCUGUGAUUGCCAGGUUCUUGGGAGGAUGAAUUAUUAAAACAUGGAAAU